Messenger RNA from Oncorhynchus nerka (sockeye salmon), 7692 nucleotides. RefSeq names its product serine incorporator 5 (gene serinc5). The transcript is spliced from 8 exons. The record is from RefSeq and is a predicted model, not a curated record. Lineage: Eukaryota; Metazoa; Chordata; Actinopteri; Salmoniformes; Salmonidae. Gene Ontology annotation, cellular component: membrane. The coding region runs from base 3850 to 5061 and encodes 403 amino acids.
AAGCUCUCUUUCUCAUACAGCCUUUCUUUCUGUCCUCAGUCAAAACAGUCACACGUGAAUGCAUGAAGACAGAGAGAUAGCGGGAUAGAGAGAGAGACACAGGGAGAGAGAGAGAGAAAGAGAGUGAGAGAGAGAAAGAGAGUGAGAGAGCGACACAGAGGGAGAGAGAGCGACACAGAGGGAGAGAGAGCGACACAGAGGGAGAGAGAGAGAGACACAGAGGGAGAGAGAGAGACACAGAGGGAGAGAGAGAGAGACACAGAGGGAGAGAGAGAGACACAGAGGGAGAGAGAGACACACAGAGGGAGAGAGAGAGACACAGAGGGAGAGAGAAAAACAGAGGGAGAGAGAGAGAGAGAGACACAGAGGGAGAGAGAGAGAGACACAGAGGGAGAGAGAGAGAGACACAGAGGGAGAGAGAGAGAAACAGAGGGAGGGAGAGAGAGACACAGAGGGAGAGAGAGAGAAACAGAGGGAGGGAGAGAGAGAAACACCCGCCCAAACGCCAUCCUGCGACCUAAGAGGUAUGUAUCAGAUGCUCAACAUGCUCUGCUCACACCUACUGUGACAAUAUGGAACACAACGCUUUUACUAUCUCAUCCUGGAAUAUACAAGGUCUGAGGUCAUCUGCCUUUGGCGUAAAGACCCGGAACCCAGACUUCAUUAAAGAAAUUGGAAAUAUAGACAUUGUCAUCUUACAAGAAACAUGGUAUAAAGGAGAUGGACCCACUAGUUGCCCUCUUGGUUGCAGAGAGCUGGUAGUCCCACCCACCAAACUACCAGGUGUGAAACAGGGAACAGACUCUGGGGGUAUGCUAAUACUAGUCUGUGGCGACCUAAACGCCAGAACUGGGCAAGAACACAGGGGGACAAACACCUACCUGGAGGUUACAGCAUUCCCUCCCCCAUAUAGCCCACCUAAACACACCUAAACACAACUAUGACAACAUAGCAAAAUCACACUCUACUUGAGCUAUGCUCAAACAUGAGGCAUCAAAGCCAAAGGAACUGAAUAAAAUUAAGAAAUGUUAUAGAUGUGAGGAUAAUAGUGUGGAAAUCUAGCAAAAAAACAAUUAGGCAACAACAAAUUCAAUCCUUUCUAGACAAUUUCACUGUAAUAGUGAAGUUGUGAACUUGGCAGUAGAAAACAUAAACACUAUAUUUGACCUUUCAGCUUCCCUAACAAAUCUAAAAAUGUCAAGCAGACAACCUAAGAAAAUUAACAAUGACAAAUGGUUUGAUGAAGAAUGCAAAAACCUAAGAAAGAAAUUGAGAAACCUGUCCAACCUAAAACAUUUUUGGCUUUAUAACAAAGAACAGCAAAAACCUAUACAGUUGAAGUCAGAAGUUUACAUACACCUUAGCCAAAUACAUUUAAACUCAGUUUUUCACAAUUCCUGACAUUUAAUCCUGGUAAAAAUUCCCUGUCUUAGGUCAGUUAGGAUCACCACUUUAUUUUAAGAAUGUGAAAUGUCAGAAUAAUAGUAGAGAGAAUGAUUUAUUUCAGCUUUUAUUUCUUUCAUCACAUUCCCAGUGGGUCAGAAGUUUACAUACACUCAAUUAGUAUUUGGUAGCAUUGCCUUUAAAUUCUUUAACUUGGGUUAAACGUUUCGGGUAGCCUUCCACAAGCUUCCCACAAUAAGUUGAGUGAAUUUCGGCCCAUUCCUCCUGACAGAGCAAGUGUAACGGAGUCAGGUUUGUAGGACUCCUUGCUCUCACACACUUUUUCAGAUUUGCCCACACAUUCUCUAUAGGAUUGAGGUCAGCGCUUUGUGAUGGCCACUCCAAUACCUUGAUUUUGUUGUCCUUAGGCCAUAACUUUGGAAGUAUGCUUGGGGUCAUUGUCCAUUUGGAAGACCCAUUUGCGACCAAGCUUUAAGUUCCUGACUGAUGUCUUGAGAUGUUGCUUCAAUAUAUCCACAUAAUUUUCCGUCCUCAUGAUGCCAUCUAUUUUAUGAAGUGCACCAGUCCCUCCUGCAGCAAAGCACCCCCACAACAUGAUGCUGCCACCCCCGUGCUUCACGGUUGGGAUGGUAUUCUUCAGCUUGAAAGCCUCCCCAUUUUUCCUCCAAACAUAACGAUGGUCAUUAUGGCCAAACAGUUAUAUUUUUUGGUUCAUCAGACCAGAGGACAUUUCUCCAAAAAGUACGAUCUUUGUCCCCAUGUGCAGUUGUAAACCAUAGUCUGUCUUUUUUUAUGGCGGUUUUGGAGCAGUGGCUUCUUCCUUGCUGAGCGGCCUUUCAUGUUAUGUCUGAUAUAGGACUUGUUUUACUGUGGAUAUAGAUACUUUUGUACCUGUUUUCUCCAGCAUCUUCACAAGGUCCUUUGCUGUUGUUCUGGGAUUGAUUUGCACUUUUCGCGACAAAGUACGUUAAUCUCUAGGAGACAUAACGCGUCUCCUUCCUGAGCGGUAUGACGGCUGCUUGGUCCCAUGGAGUUUAUACUUGCAUACUAUUGUUUGUACAGAUGAACAUGGUACCUUCAGUUAUUUGGAAAUUGCUCCUAAUGAUGAACCAGACUUGUGGAGGUCUACAAUUUUUUUCUGAGGUCUUGGCUGAUUUCUUUUGAUUUUCCCAUGAUGUCAUGCAAACAGGCACUGAGUUUGAAGGUAGGCCUUGAAAUACAUCCACAGGUACACCUCCAAUUGACUCAAAUUAUGCCAAUUAGCUUAUCAGAAGAUUCUUUCGCCAUGACAUAAUUUUCUGGAAUUUUCCAAGCUGUUUAAAGGCACAGUCAUCUUAGCGUAUGUAAACUUCUGACCCACUGGAAUUGUGAUACAGUGAUUUAUAAGUGAAAUCAUCUGUCUGUAAACAAUUGUUGGGAAAAUGAUUUGUGUCAUGCACAACGUAGAUGUCCUAACCGACUUGCCAAAACUAUAGUUUGUUAACAAGAAAUUUGUGGAGUGGUUGCAAAAUGAGUUUUAAUGACCCCAACCUAAUUGUAUGUUAACUUCCGACUUCAACUGUACAUGAUCAAAUACAAAUCUUAGAAACAACUAUUCAAGACUACCAGAACCCACUGGAUUCUCCAAUUACAUUGAAUGAACUAAAGGACAAAAUACAAACCCUCCAACCCAAAAAAUGCCUGUGGUGUUGAUGGUAUCCUAAAUUAAAUGAUAAAAUAUACAGACCACAAAUUCCAAUUGGCUGUACUUAAACUCUUUAACAUCAUCCUCAGCUCUGGCAUCUUCCCCAAUAUUUGGAACCAAGGACUGAUCACCCCAAAUUUGACCCCAUUAACUACAAGGGGAUAUGUGUCAACCGCAACCUUGGGGAAAUCCUCUGCAUUAUUAUUAACAGCAGACUUGUCACGCCCUGACCAUAGAGAGCCCUCGGCGUUCUCUAUGGUGUUUUAGGUCAGGGCGUGACUCGGGGGUGUUCUAGUUGUUAUAUUUCUGUGUUGGUGUUUUGGUAUGGUUCCCAAUUAGAGGCAGCUGAUUAUCGUUGUCUCUAAUUGGGGAUCAUACUUAAGUUGUCCUUUGUUCCCAACUGUUUUGUGGGAUAUUGUUUGUGUUAGUGUUUUGAGCACUACGGCUUUCACGGUCGUGUUAUGUUUAUUGUUUUCUGAGUUUCACUGUGUAAUAAAGUAUGUGGAACUCAACUCAAGCUGCGCCUUGGUCCGUUCCUAUCGACGAUCGCGACAAGACUGGUACAUUUUCUCAGCGAAAAUGAUGUACUGAGCAAAUGUCAAAUUGGCCUUUUUACCAAAUUACCAGAUGACGGACCACGUAUUCACCCUGCACGCCCUAAUUGAGAAACAAACCAAAACAAAGGCAAAGUCUUCUCAUGCUUUUUAAAAAAGCUUUCAACUCAAUUUGGCAUGCGGGUCUGCUAUACAAGUUGAUGGAAAAUGGUAUUGAGGGAAAACAUACAAUAUUAUCAAAUCCAUGUACACAUUGGCAAAAAACACAAACAUUUCUUUCCACAGGGCCGGGGGGUGAGACAGGGAUGCAGCUUAAGCCCCACCCUCUUCAACUUAUAUUUCAACGAAUUGGCGAGGGUACUAGAACAGGCUGCAGCACCUGGCCUCACCGUACUAGAAUCUGAAGCCAAAUGUCUACGGUUUGCUGAUGAUUUGGUGCUACUGUCCUCGACCAAGGAGGGCCUACAGCAACACCUAGAUCUUCUGCACAGAUUCUGUCAGACCUGGGCCUUGACAGUAAAUCUCAGUCAGACAAAAAUAAUGGUGUUACAAAAAAGGUCCAUACCUCGGCCUAAACAUCAGCACCACAGGAGUUCAGGUGUGAAGGACAACCGUCUGUGGUAUGGGGCGCUGGCUCUGGCCACCUUGGUGUUGUUCAGUGUCGCCGUAGGAGCUGUGGUGUUCAUGGCUCUGUUUUACACACACUCUCAGGCCUGUCUGCUCAACAAGGUGUUCCUGGGGGUCAACGGCAGCCUCUGUUUCAUAGUCACUAUGCUGGCUAUAUCUCCCUUCAUACAGAGACUCCAGCCUAAGUCUGGCCUGCUCCAGCCAGGAGUGAUCAGUGUGUACGUCAUGUACCUCACCUUCUCAGCCUUCUCCAGCAAGCCCAAAGAGAUGUUGGAGGUUAAUGGGGUGAAUACGACAGUGUGUGUGUUCCCUUUCAACUCUGGUUCAGAGAGCGACAAGAGGAUCGUAACAGGAGUGGGAACUGUCAUCCUGUUCGGCUGUGUGCUCUACUCCUGUUUGACGUCCACCACCAGACGGAGCUCUGCAGCGAUGCGUGUGAUUAGGAACAGCGUGCCUGAGACUGAAAGAGCGCGCUGCUGUUUCUGCUUUGGAGAUGACACAGAUGACUAUGAUGAGGAGCAGACUGGAGGAGGACAAAAUGUUUUAUAUGAUGAGAGACAGGGAACCAUCUACAGCUACACCUACUUCCACUUUGUCUUCUUCCUGGGUUCACUCUACGUCAUGAUGACUGUCACAAACUGGUUCCACUAUGACAACCAUAAGAUAGAGAAGCUGCUGGAUGGCAGUUGGUCUGUGUUCUGGAUCAAGAUGGCGUCCUGCUGGGUCUGUCUCAUCCUCUACAUGUGGACCCUGCUCGCCCCCAUGGUCUGCCCCAAACGCUUCGAGGCCUAACACACACACAUGCAGACACCGAAACACAGCCCAACAUUAUGUUCAGCUUUCUACAUGGGUUUUUUGUGUUGCGUUUGGUUUUUAAUGUUUUAGUGUUUUAUAUUGAAUUUUUGACCAGUUAUGAAUACUUUCAGCUAUUGUUGCCGGGAAGGCAUUUGAUGUCUUUCAUUUUUACUAUUAUUGAUGUAUGGUGUUACAUUCAGGUUGGACUCAUAGCUUGACUCUUGGGGGUGCCUAAAACAAUGGGCUGGACCAAUGUUCAUACAAUAAUGUAUGUGGCUCCCCAUGGUCCUAGAGGUGCCCAGAUUCUGUUAUGGGAGUGUCCAGCACCAAUAUCAUUUCAACCCUGUUUACAUGUUUGCUUAUAUGUGUGAUUCCCAUACUUGGUCUCUGUUAUUCUUUUAUUCCCAUGAAGAGAAGUUUCAUUUCUCAGGCUCAUACAUCAGCUUGCUUGUUAUUUUCUUGAUUUUGUUUACCCCUUUUUUCCCCCAAUUCCGUGGGAUCUAAUUGGUAGUUAGUCUUGUCUCAUCGCUGCAACUCCCGUUUGGACUCGGGAGAGGCGAAGAUCGAGAGCCGUGCAUCCUCCGAAACACAACCCAACCAAGCUGCUUCUUGACACAAUGCCCACUUAACCCAGAAGCCAGCCUCACUGAUGUGUCGGAGGAAACACCAUACGCAUUGCGCCCGGCCCGCCACAGGAGUUGCUUGUGAGCGAUGGGACAAGAACAUCCCUACCGACCAAACCCUCCCCUAACCCGGACAACGCUGGGCCAAUUGUGCGCCGCCCCAUGGGUCUCCCAGUCGCGGCCGGCUACGACAGAGCCUAGACUUGAACCCAGAAUCUCUAGUGGCACAGCUAGCACUGCGAUGCAGUGCCUUAGACCACUGCGCCACUCGGGAGGCCCAGCUUGCUUGUUAUUCAACCCUUUUGUAGAAUACUUUUUCUAUGCAAUUAAACAAGCUGUUUUGAUUUGAUUUGCCUGUCUUUAGGUCACACAGUCAUGUGAAACGUGUUAGUUAGGAGUAAAUAGGACCGAUUAUAUCAACGCUCCUUUUGAGCCAGAACUUUAAAUGCCAGUCGUUUGUACACACACAUUUAUUGUACAGUUGUGUUUUCCAAAUAAGCCUCUCUGACUAGCAGAGCGCCGGCUGGCAGGUAGAGGACUGUGGGACCAGAGAGUCACUACUGUUGACGGGAGCUGCAAUCAUGGAGGGGAAAAUCAACAGUUUGAUUUAAAACGUUUGCCAAAGGUAGAUCUCAGAAACAAGGAACAGACAUGCUCAAGUUUUUCACCCGAGUAUCUUCUCCCUCUAUAACUGCUGCAAUCCUCCAACUCCUCGGCCCUAGAAACGUGCUUGGUGUGCUCUCUGUUGCUGAUGAAGGGUUACCUACAGAGCUCCUUUCGGGUGUGUGAAAAUAGAAGGGGAAGGGGAUAUGGGCCAUGAACCGGGACCUUAGUGUGUAGUGGUGGUUACUCAGUGUGUAGUGGUGGUUACUCAGUGUGUAGUGGUGGUUACUCAGUGUGUAGUGGUGGUUACUCAACACUGGUUGUUGAUGUUAUUGACUGAACAAACCCAGACUAAGACUUGCCUGACAGGGAGCAAGAAACUAUUCUCCAGAACUCCAAACCAUUCAGCUAUUAUGCUUUUCUGUUUUCAUACUUACAAACCUACAGUAUAUAACCCUUUUGAUACUAAUAUGAAAUAUGUACACUUUGGUUUAAUAUAUUGGUAUUUGUUGAAGAAAAACAACUUGAAAAUUGUGAUAUUUAAGAUGUAUGUCUUUUUUCCCUUAGAUUUCAGAUGAGAUAAAUAUCAGUGGACUUUGCUGAAUAGAAUAAUCAGAUAACCCUAUGAGCCAGCAGUUUGUUGAGGCAUAUUUAUGCCAUAAGGUUUCCACUGUGACUGAAGUUUCUUCACCUCAGCCGUUGUUAUGAAGGGAUUAAACCCGUCUGGAGGGAUAGGAUGUGUACAGGGUUAGGCUCCAUUCAUUAUCCAUUCAGUGAUGUCAUGGAGGGUUGUUGGAAUUUCAAUUAAACAAUGGAAUGCUUCCAUUAAAAGAAGUACAAUAAUUGUGAAAUAGAAUUUCACUUCCCUUUACUGAAUGAUGCUGAAUUGACUGGAACCCUGGUAUAAAAUAUGUUGACUGAUCACUUCCUUUUUUGCUAUUAGCAGAUUCUGUCCACAUGUCAUUUCAGACCAGUUGUGUUUUUUUAUCCUGUCUCCUGUGGAGGAUCCAGAUAGACAGGAUGUGGUGCUCUACUGCAGCUCAGCUCUACACCAACUGGUCAACCUCAUGUUAACUCAUUAGGGAUCAAAACCAAACCUUCUGAUUGGGCUGUGCGCUGCCAUACAUGACAUGUUGUGGUCCAUUUUAUGUUCUCCAUUGUUAAGAUGACCACUAGGUGUGUGCACAGGAGUGUGAGUGUGUUUGUCUCAUUUUAUUUGCACAGGAGCACUUGCGUUAGUGAGUUUUGCUCUGUGAAGAAAAUUGAGUGUAUGUGUGUGUGUGUGUGUGUGUGUGUGUGUGUGUGUGUGUGCGCGUGCAUGUUUCCAAACACUGCUCGCACUAAUUCUCUGUACACAAUUUGAUUUAGUCCUAAACACAAAAAUAAAACGGACACCUUUUCA